AUGGCAAAUACGUGUACAGGUUCUGGCUGUGAGAAACCAGCUGGUGCGGGCGUUGAUGGCUGUGGAUUACUCAUAUCGGCCUAUGUUCUUGCCGGACUUGCUAUGAUGCUCAACAUUAGGCUCUCAUAUAGUUCUGCUCCAUAUGCACUUAUUAGAUUUAAACUACCUGAAAAUCUGUUUAGUGUAUUUGUUAGAAGAAUGGCUAGUGCUUUAGAACUCUGGUGUCUUCCAAGUAUGCUAAUGGGUAACAUAAUUGACCUACUUCAAAAAGGUUUUGGUGGAGAUGAUGCAUUUAGAGUUAAAGCUGGUAAAAGUGCUAGUGAUGGUACGCUCCGAAAAUUGGCAGAGACACUACAUACUACUGCCAAAGCACUUAACGAUGCAGUUAAAAAUCCUGGUGAUGAUCCAAAUGCUGCUAAAGUACUUCAGCAUAAGGCUACAACACUCCGAGCUCUAGCUGGAAAAUUACAUUCUGCAGCCAAUGAUCUACACAUUGCAGUUGGUAGUAAUGAAAAGGGUGCCGAAAAUCUUGCCAAAGCUGUCGGUGAUAAAGAUGAACCUCCUCCUGGUUCUGGUAAACCUGCUACUCUUCGGGAAGCUCUCAAUCAACUUGCUACUGGUGCUAGUGGACAUCAACUAACUGGUCUGGCCAAAGCUGUUAGAACUGAGUACGACCUAGUCAAACCUAAAUUCGAAAAGGUUCGGCAAAAAGAAGCUGAAUAUAAUGAUUAUCAAUCUCAGUACAAUUCAGUUUUGUCCGCGUGGGAUUCUUUCAAUGCUGUGUAUAAGCCUGAAGAACUACUCAAGGAUGCCAUUGGAGAAGAUGAUGAACCUGGUUCUGGUACUAAACCUACUACUCUUCGACAGGCCCUAAAUCAACUUGGAACUGCCCCUGGUAUUAGUAAUAUUAAGGACUUAAAUACCAAAGCUCAGAAUGCCAGAGAUCAAUAUGGUAGUGACUGGGGUGGACUCAAACAGAAAUUCAACAAUGUCAAGGCACAAGAAAAUGCCUACAAACAGGGUGUUACUAUUGAAACUAAUCAAUACAAGAAGCUUGUUGAGGCCUGGAACAAGUUCGAUAAUGCCUAUAGAGAGGCCAUUUCUAUUGCCAAGUUUUAUUCCAUCAUUGUUCCUUCCAUAAUAUGCCAGUGGUUCAACUUCCUUACAUAUGUGGUACUCCUUAUUGUAUAUGUUGCAGGUGGUGAAAAGGGUUAUCUGACUGCCUUUUAUGGUACCAUUGCUGUAUCUGGGUUUGUGUUUGGUAUUAAUAUGACUCUAGUCUAUGCUGCUGACUGGAAUUAUACUCCUGUCUAUAUCGUUGGUGAAAACUGUUUCCCAAUUCUCACCUCAUUCAUACACUACAUUACAACACUCAUUUUUGGAAAUCGCAGGAAAUGGAACAGUGACUACCUAAUAGUUUGCAUUGAUAUUUGGGUAGCAAUCAUAAUCUCUUUAGUGGCAGCUGUGGUAUGGACAUAUGCAUACGGCUAUUGUGAUAAUGGUGGCAAUGACAGUGUUAGUUAUGGUCACAUAUUUACUGAAAGUUUUGAUACUAGUCCAGUUCACUGGGGACCUAUAGUUUCUCCUACUCUAAUGGUUAUUGUUGGUAUGGGUCUUGUUUAUGCUAUUUAUCCUGGUAUAGCACCUGGUAUGAUUGUACCAUUCUAUCUCAUCGAUAAGAUUGAGAUGGUACUCCUAAUAGCUACAUUCUUUCCACCAGUCAUUGUAGCUCUUCUUAACAGAGGAACAUUUCUUGGAUAUACUAAAGCCUACUCACCCAAAUCCGCAUUCGAAGAUUUUGGAAAGGGAAUGGGUGGCUGGAGAACAUACAAACCUAAAUUUGAUGAACCUAAAACUGAGGUGAAUAAUACCUUCUGGCACGGUUUUGAUAUCCUUCUAGUUAUCAAGAUAUCUCUUGCUGUUGUAUUCAUAUACUCACUCCAUUACAGAGACUCCAAUAUAUCUAGAUCUAUCAUUAAUCAACCUAAGAUGUCCACUGCCCUAUCUAUUACAUUCUAUAUGUGUCAUGAGAUUCUGUUGGCUUUGGGAUUCGCUGGUGUGAUUGCUAAUAAUGGAGGUACAUACGUUGUACUACCAGCGCAGUAUGUGGGCGCCCUAUUUAUGAUCUUCUUAGCAUUUUAUUCAGAAGGAUACAUUAUAGAAUAUAAAAGUCAUGAUCCUGCACAUUGGCCAAUAGAAUGUAUGACUAAAUGGAAUUUGUUAUAUAUUUUACAUUAUUUGCAGAUUAUCUAA
This is a messenger RNA of Theileria annulata, 2253 nucleotides long. Its product is annotated as Tpr-related protein family member, putative. Lineage: Eukaryota; Apicomplexa; Aconoidasida; Piroplasmida; Theileriidae. Bases 1 to 2253 code for a protein of 750 amino acids. The record is from RefSeq and is a predicted model, not a curated record. The transcript has a single exon.